UGGUCGAAAGUCUCUACUUUAGUAGAGGUUGGGAUCCUGCCUACGAAAGUCUGGUGCAAAUGAAUUAAGGGCAUGAUGGACUCGACCAACUGAAUAGGAGCUAAAUUUCAAAUUGCAUUAAAUAAGGUACAAAUUCUUAGCUGGCUUUAGUAUAGCCACGAAGCCGCUACUCCGCCCUCCCUUCAUCAUGCAGGUAUUUCUGACGCGGAACCACUGACCUCCAUGUAUCAUCAGCCCACCGCUAUUAUGGAAGCACGUAAUGCAAGAAUGAGCAAGGACAUUGCAGAGGGACUCGUUUCGGCUCGCACCAUUUGGGACCGUCUUGGGACAUUUCCUCAUGUUAAAAUAAGCCAUGAUGGUGACCUCCUCAUCCCGAUAGCUCUUUCCCGAAAACUCUCCCAGCUUCUUGAUGAAGAGGAGAAAGGGCUCACAACUGAAAUUAUCGACAUUCCGACCCUGCCUACACAACAUCUGCCGCAUCCCCCCCUUCCCUUUGACAGUUUUAGCCAUCAGUCAUCUCUCCAUAAAGUAACCAGAGUCACACGGAAAUUAUUCACCGAUUAUACUGUUAAUUGGCCGCUUGGAGCAGUUGUUGAGUAUCCAAGAACCACUGACUCCCCAGAGGAACGCAUCGUCCAUAUAUUCCAUGCUAUGCACUGAUGGAUCACAACGGUGCACAUCCUCGGUGCAGGGAACAACAUUCAACUUGUGAGUGUCGUAUUGCGUGUAAUUGUAUACUGAUUCCUAAUUUAGGUCAAGGAAUGAAAGUUUGCGAGUUUUGUAACCUAGAGUUACAGUCCAUCCAGCAUGCCGCGAUGAUGUCAGUACCCGAGUCCGUGAUGAACAUCACCUGCAUUGCGGAAA
This is a messenger RNA of Cantharellus anzutake, 864 nucleotides long. RefSeq lists its product as uncharacterized. The record is from RefSeq and is a predicted model, not a curated record. NCBI's taxonomy places the organism in Eukaryota, Fungi, Basidiomycota, Agaricomycetes, Cantharellales, Hydnaceae. The transcript has 5 exons. Bases 223 to 660 code for a protein of 145 amino acids.